AUGACAAAUCCAAUCUCCUAUCCUCGAUCACAGCCAUGUCGUAGCACGCCCGUUCCCUACUCAUCGCGACCCGGAUCCGCAGCAGGACGAGAACGCGAACGCGAACGACAACGCGGCGAGAACGUUGAUGAGAAAGCUAACGAGAACUACGAUGAGGACACCAACGACGACACCAACGACGACACCAACGACGACACCCCCGAGGACACCCCCGAGGACACCAACGACAACAACAACGCCAACGACAAUGCUAACGCCAACCCCAACCCCAACGCCAAAAGCCAACCAACUCCAUAUCCGAACAAUCUCAAAUCCAACAAAACCAAACCCACCUUCUCUUCGCCGGUCAGGGGGCAAUGGAGACGCAGAACGCACGACAGAUCGUGUCACGCCGCGCGCGAGCAGCCGUGUUUGGAACCUAGCUAA
Molecule: messenger RNA, 426 nt
Organism: Penicillium mononematosum
Lineage: Eukaryota; Fungi; Ascomycota; Eurotiomycetes; Eurotiales; Aspergillaceae
Exons: 2
Coding region: 1-426 (141 amino acids)
Source: RefSeq, a predicted model, not a curated record